GUACUAUGCGGGAACUAGCGUGCAGACGGUCCACUCGUUCACGAAAGAAAUGCCUCACUGAGCACUCCCUUUUUCCUGCUCCGUCGCCACGCAGGCCGGCGCGCAUCGCCCAUUUCUUCUUCUGCUCUUUUUGGUGCAGGCACCUUUAUUGAAGAGAUACACGACAAGGUUCAUCAGUUUCUCGUCGAGCCUCGUCCCGGUUGCUGUUUGGUGUUGGAGGAAACACUUGAAUAUUCGGGAUAAAAAGAUUCAGUGGCGAACGUUGUGAAAGAGAAGCCGUCAUGGCCCAAGUCGAGGAUCAUGUUGCACGCAAUCUCAGCCAGUUGCCCGACUUCGGAGUUGAGCUAUCUUCCAUGGAAUUUACUAGCGUAAGAGCUUUUUCUCAGACUCUCAAGUGUUUACUUGAAAGCUGGAAAACAAAAAUUUAAAUGUGACUUUUUAUUUAUCUGUCCUUUUUUUUAAAAAAAUUUGUCUUUCUUGUGGUGAAACAAGUGGCUGGACUGGAUGGUGAAAAUUCGAGACCCUCGAGAUUGCUGGAAGUCGCAGCCGACGUAUCUUAUCUCGGAGCUGACCUAUUUGACCAUCGGACUGCUCACUUUCAUCCACUCUAGGCGAGUGGGUGGUCGUUUUAAGUAUUUAUGGCUGGCAACUAUUUUUCACGGACUGACCGUAGAAUGCGUCGCUUAUUGGCUUCCGGAUAUCGACAACUUUUGGCACUCUCAGACGACCAUCGUUCUGCUAGGCAGGCGACUGCCGAUUCACAUUAUGAUGCUUUAUCCCGCGUUUAUCUACAACGCUUCGGUGGCCAUAUCGCGCCUCCGACUACCUAACUGGGCUGAACCAUUUGCAGUUGGAAUUUGCGUGGUCUUAAUCGACAUCCCUUAUGACAUUACGGCAGUGAAAUUCCUUCAUUGGACAUGGCACGACACGGAUCCGAAUAUUUUUGACCGACAUUACUGGGUGCCUUGGAAUUCAUUUUACUUUCACGCCACUUUCGCGGCUUCUUUUACCUUUUGGUUUCAUUGCUGGAGGCGUUUGAUCAUUGGAAAGUCCGCUGACAAAUGGGUGGCUGGAGAUGCCAAACGCGAGAUGCUGUGCGCCGUAUUAACCGGUCUUUGCGGAAUGCCCGGUGGCGUCCUUCAAUUCAUCCCGUUCUAUCACCCUCUCCAUGAUAUUCUUGGUGUUCACACGGAAAACUGUGUCGCCCUCUUGGCAUUGACGUUUUUCCUGAUUGCGUGGUCGGCAGAUCGUAACCCCGCUCCUGAUGCUAGAAAAAGUCCAGGUUUGAAAGGCUUCAACGAAUGCGUCUUGAGUUUGAUUCUUCACUACAGCUGCUAUUUAAGCACCGUACUCUUAUUUAAACCCGAAGACGAAGUAUCCAUUGGCGUUCACGAAAAGACUGGCCCAUGCAAUGAAACUUCUCCCAUUCAAACAGCUUUCGGAAUGACUUUGAAAAAACGCAAAUUUCUCUGCACUUCCGACUAUGACGAGGGUUACUUCGAUUUUCACUGCCUGCCUGGCGGUAAGUCUCCUUCCGAUGGCAUGGAGUUCUACACUGCUUGCGGCACGCCCUUUCCUAACCACGCCGAAUACAUAGUCGUCAUCGCUGGCAUUUGCUGGAUCGCUUCCCUCAUUUUUCUUAAUCUCCACUUUCGUUCGGGCUCGGAAGCAGUCUACGGUAAUUCGAAUCCAACCGGAUUAGCCGAGAAAAAGAAGAAGAAGAAGUAGGAGAAAUUCAGAAUGCUAACACUGCCAUUCCUUUAUUUUACGGUGUACUAUGAAUGGAUGAUACGUGAGGAGAAUCUUUCAUGGAAGUAAUAUACAAUUUAAGGUUCAA
Molecule: messenger RNA, 1837 nt
Organism: Daphnia pulex (common water flea)
Lineage: Eukaryota; Metazoa; Arthropoda; Branchiopoda; Diplostraca; Daphniidae
Exons: 10
Coding region: 505-1728 (407 amino acids)
Source: RefSeq, a predicted model, not a curated record